AUGCAGACGGUUGGAGAGAGUCAGAGGAAGAAGAGUGAGCCGGCAACAGUGAAGAAGAAGAAAACUCCAGAAGGAGCCAAAAGACAGUUCGUCGAAGAACUCGAGCAGAAGGCAGGUGAAGAGUUCGGACACCACAUCGAGAGACUCAAGAUGAUCCCCUUUGAAGCCAAAGCUACGUCCACAGCUGCCGCUUACAAGGCAGAGAACGACAAGAGAAAUUCGUGGAUUUCUCAGAAGAAGCUUCCAAUGGAUGAGUCGUCGUUUUUGUUUUACUUGUUGGACAGAGCUAAGCAAAUCGGGAGUAGUGCUUUGGCGAAGAUCUCGGCUGCCUAUCAAACAGCAAAUGAAGGCAUUUCAGCCAUCGGAGCGUCUUUUGUGUCAGACAUCAUUAAGUCAAAGAGAAGAGAGGAAAGCCUGCUGGAGAAAGAAGUAGUGAAGACAAGAUCGUCGUUCUUCAACUACGAGCCAGGCAGUGAUGCGGACAUCUUGAUGUGCCGAUGGAGACUCCGGACCAAAGGAAAGUGUCCAUACGUUUUUUCGCAUCUGGACGGCUCGAAGAAGCUCUCGAAACAAGCCAUUUCGACGCUCUCGACGAAGAUGCUGGCAGCGAUCGGGAAGCCGGGAGCGACUCAUCACUGCUUCAGAAGAGGAGGAGCCAACAACAUGAGGAGAAUCGGGCAUUCAAUGGAGGAAAUUCAAUGCAGAGGAAGAUGGAGAUCGGCGGCAGGACUUCAGCGGUAUCUCACUGAUGUUCCAAUAGCUCAAGGAUGUCUACAGUCUCAGGCAGAAUCAGAUGACGAAGAGAAAUAA
Caenorhabditis briggsae is the source of this 810-nucleotide messenger RNA. Lineage: Eukaryota; Metazoa; Nematoda; Chromadorea; Rhabditida; Rhabditidae. The record is from RefSeq and is a predicted model, not a curated record. Bases 1 to 810 code for a protein of 269 amino acids. Gene Ontology annotation, biological process: DNA recombination; DNA integration. The transcript is spliced from 3 exons. Gene Ontology annotation, molecular function: DNA binding.